AUUGUUUUCUAUCCGAGACAGGAGAAAGAAAAACAGAUUGAAGGUGUUGACACGAAAAUUUGUUAGAGACAUCAUACAAUAAAUUUCGGUGCUAAAUCAAGAUGAAGUUUCAAUACAAGGAAGAACAUCCCUUCGAGAAGAGGAAAGCCGAAGGAGAGAAGAUCAGGAGGAAGUAUCCCGACAGGGUUCCUGUUAUUGUGGAGAAGGCUCCAAAAGCAAGAAUAGGGGAUUUGGAUAAGAAGAAGUACUUGGUUCCCUCUGAUCUGACUGUUGGUCAAUUCUAUUUCUUGAUCAGAAAGAGAAUUCACCUCAGAGCAGAGGAUGCUUUAUUUUUCUUUGUCAAUAACGUGAUCCCACCAACCUCUGCCACAAUGGGCUCCCUCUAUCAGGAGCACCAUGAAGAGGAUUUCUUCUUGUAUAUUGCCUAUUCUGAUGAGAAUGUCUACGGAUCAGAAAAUUGAAGAUAUCAUAAAACUAAAUGUAAUAUUCUAUUGAUAAACACAAUAACAAUAUAUUUAACUUGAGGCAAAUCGAUAGUAUUUUAAUAUAAUUGAUGAUUUUGCAACUAGAGGUUUGAGGUUACAAGGGUAUUAUCGAUUUUUUUUUUAUUUCAGGACAUUAUUGAUGAUUCUGUGUAUAUUUUUUGUACAAUCUAAUACUUUUAUUUUCUAUAUUGUUUAGUGUUUAUUUAGGAGAUGUACAUUUCGAAAUUUUCGGUGAGAUGAUGCACAUAUUAUUAUUUCCCUGUAGCAUUUAAUAAUGAAUGUCAAAAAAAAAAAAACUAAAAGGGAAAAAGCUUUUUGUGUACAUGUUUAAUUUCACCUUGCAUUGAGAGCAAAUGGAUAGUUUAAUGGUUAGUUUUUAGGAACUCACGCCCAUUUUCAGUCAUUCACUUUCAUCUUCAAAAGAAUACUUAGUUCAUAGGUAAACCUUGAAUAUUGUGAUCUUUUAUUAAAAAUGAAAUAAAAAUAUUAUAGACACAA
Messenger RNA from Coccinella septempunctata (seven-spotted ladybird), 983 nucleotides. RefSeq names its product gamma-aminobutyric acid receptor-associated protein. Gene Ontology annotation, molecular function: GABA receptor binding; ubiquitin protein ligase binding. The transcript is spliced from 3 exons. The record is from RefSeq and is a predicted model, not a curated record. Gene Ontology annotation, cellular component: autophagosome; autophagosome membrane; cytosol. NCBI's taxonomy places the organism in Eukaryota, Metazoa, Arthropoda, Insecta, Coleoptera, Coccinellidae. The coding region runs from base 102 to 461 and encodes 119 amino acids. Gene Ontology annotation, biological process: autophagy of mitochondrion; macroautophagy; autophagosome assembly.